This is a messenger RNA of Rhododendron vialii, 1361 nucleotides long. RefSeq lists its product as uncharacterized. The coding region runs from base 62 to 649 and encodes 195 amino acids. The transcript is spliced from 2 exons. The record is from RefSeq and is a predicted model, not a curated record. NCBI's taxonomy places the organism in Eukaryota, Viridiplantae, Streptophyta, Magnoliopsida, Ericales, Ericaceae.
CACAAUACUAUCCAUCAACACACACGCUCUCUCUUAUCCUCCCAACGGAUAAGCCACGGCCAUGGUCUCCACCUCCGCCUCCGCCCUCCUCCUCUCCCCCACCACCCACCACCCCUCACAUACUCUCCCCAACAUUCCCAAACUACCCUCCACCAAGUUCCCCUCUGAAAGGAACAAAACCCGCAAACCAAUCACUCACCUCCACGUUUCCUCCAAACCCACUUCCAAACCCACCUCCGCCGCCGGCGCCCCCAAACCCGCCGGAGAAACCAUCUACUUCGACGGCGGGGCCCACUAUGGCGACCUGGUGGCCAACCUCCUCCUGGGUUUCACUCUCCUGUGGCUCCCCCUCACCCUGGCCGCGGUGUUCCGGGCCUUCUUUCUGAGGUACAGGUUCACUAACGUGAGGGUGACGGUCAUUUCGGGCUUGACGGGGCAAGAAAGGAGCGAUUUCUCGUACGUCGUGAUCAAGGACGUGCAGGUGGUGCCGAGGUUCGUGGGGGAGUGGGGUGACGUUAUCAUUACCUUGAAGGAUGGGACCAAGGUGGACUUGAGGAGUGUGCCCAAGUUUAGGGAGAUUGCCAAGUACUGUCUUGAGUUGGCCAAGAUACCUGCUGUGUUGAAACAAAGUGGGACCAAAGGGGUUUGAUGAUUUUGGUUCCUUUUUUUUCAAUGAGCUAUCUGUUAUUAUCACAUGGAUUCUGUUCCAAGUUGAUGAGUUGUUGUCAUCCCUACAUAUUCUGCCAGUGAAAAAUUAGAUGAAAGGAGAAAAAUGGGCCAACAAAAAAUCUUAAAAGAGGUAGGGCUGGGGCUUACUGAUUCACUUUGAUUUUUGACCACUGCUCAGUAUUUCUUUUCGUUUUCUGUUAUAUAGAGAAAUUUUUUUGGUUGGGUUACCUCCCUGAAAAAGCACAAGUACAAUAUUCUUUUGGGAUUUGAGGUGGUGUCUAGUCAAGUUUGUGGUAGAGGUGUAGAGCAAGUUCGAAUCCUCUGUGCCAAACAUUCCAAACAUUGCUGCAACCGGUUGGUUUGUCCGGUCGUUAACUUUAGGACCGGCGGCGUAAUCUGGUCCAGACAUCUAGUUAUAAAAAAAGAAAAGAAAAAUGACCAACUUGUGGCAGAGCAGGUUGGUACAGUUAGACGUGUCCUGCAUUGGAGUACAUCUUUAUUAAAAGAUGUUAAAGAGAGAGAGACCCAUUUUUAGAAAGAAAUAGUAUGUUGGUCUCAGUAACUUUACCCCUUCCAGGCUCUAUUAUGUAACAAACUUUCCUUUUCAAGACAAGCAUCAAGUAUCAACCACAUGUAUGAUGCAACAUACUCAUUUUUGUCAAGGGCUCUGUGUUACUUAUGUGGUUUAUAUG